AGUAAGCUGAUGUGAUUUGGGUUCUGUCUGUAGAAGUGGCUGAGUCCUCACAGAAAAUCUUUUCGUAGCAUUUCAAGUGAAAAAUUAGAGAGGAGCUGUAAUCUGUACCAUCCUUUUCAGCAUCAACAGCAGACAAGAUGACUCUCAGAAAGGAACUCCAAAGCCGAAACUUCUGGCGGUCUGUAAUGGCAGAAAUCACUGGCACUUUAAUCUUUAUCUUAGUGGUGUUAGGGGCUUCAUCCCCUGGUCAAGAAGGACCCACUGCCAUUUUACAGAUAGCACUAGCUGCAGGAUUCUCAGCUGUCAGCCUUAAUCACUGCUUUGGAGAGAUCAGUGGGGCCCAGAUAAAUCCAGCUAUAACCCUUGCAUUUCUCUGUACCCGAAAACUGGACUUUCUGUACUGCAUUUCGCACAUUGUCGCACAGUGCUUGGGAGCCAUUAUGGCAACUGGCAUAUUAUUCCUAUUGCUCCCUAACAAAAGCACAGCAGGACAACUAGUCAGUAGGAUUAACAAUGAUGGCAAUGCUGGACAGGCACUGAGCAUGGAGAUUGUCUCCACCUUUCAGCUGGUUUUCACUAUAUUUGCUGUUGAAGAGCACAGGCGUCGUGAGGUGGGAGAACCAGGUAGCAUGGCAAUUGGAUGUUCCUUGGCAGCAGGAAUGCUAGCAGCUGGAAGAUUUUCUGGAGGAAGUAUGAAUCCAGCACGUUCUUUUGGACCAGCUGUAAUCAUUGGGAGUUGGGAUUAUCACUGGGUAUAUUGGCUGGGUCCCAUGCUUGGUGCUGUCCUUGCUGGAAUCUCCUAUGAGUUUUUUUUUGCCUCCAGUGCUUCAAGGGAAAAACUUGUGGCAUGCAUUACUUGUAAGGAUAUAGAGAUUGUGGAAACAGUCAGUGUGUCCCAGUCAUCUCUCUCAUUUGCCACACAGUCUGCCAUCCGAGCAAAACAGGCAAACAAGCAUGACAACAACUAG
This is a messenger RNA of Protopterus annectens (West African lungfish), 968 nucleotides long. Its product is annotated as aquaporin-4-like. NCBI's taxonomy places the organism in Eukaryota, Metazoa, Chordata, Ceratodontiformes, Protopteridae. The coding region runs from base 138 to 968 and encodes 276 amino acids. The record is from RefSeq and is a predicted model, not a curated record. Gene Ontology annotation, cellular component: plasma membrane. Gene Ontology annotation, biological process: transmembrane transport. Gene Ontology annotation, molecular function: water channel activity. The transcript is spliced from 5 exons.